Spathaspora passalidarum NRRL Y-27907 is the source of this 306-nucleotide messenger RNA. Its product is annotated as ubiquitin-related modifier. Gene Ontology annotation, molecular function: protein tag activity. The transcript has a single exon. The record is from RefSeq and is a predicted model, not a curated record. The coding region runs from base 1 to 306 and encodes 101 amino acids. Gene Ontology annotation, biological process: protein urmylation; tRNA thio-modification. NCBI's taxonomy places the organism in Eukaryota, Fungi, Ascomycota, Pichiomycetes, Serinales, Debaryomycetaceae. Gene Ontology annotation, cellular component: nucleus; cytoplasm.
AUGACAAUUAAAGUUAAAGUAGAAUUCUUGGGAGGAUUAGACGUGAUAUCAAAUUCUAUCAGAGAACACAAAUGUGUUGUCCCCUACGAAGAAGGUGAAGCCACCAUGAAAGAGUUGAUUGAUCAUAUAACCAAGACCAUCAUCAGUGAUCCCAAGGAUAUUCCUGUGUUUAUAGAAGACGGAACCGUACGCCCCGGUAUACUUGUUCUUAUUAAUGAUACUGACUGGGAAUUGGAAGGUAUGGAGGAAUACGUUAUUGAAAGUGGUGAUGUAUUUACAUUUACCAGUACAUUACAUGGUGGUUAA